AUGAACGGAGAAACCCAAUCUCACAGGAGCAGCGCGUCAUCCAACUCACAGUCCCAGCCCAAGCGCACCCACAGAAGAAAAGGCAUCACCUGGGCGCCCCUAAACAUAAGCCUAAAACGCCGUCUCCAAACCUUCCUCGUCCUCUGCCACACAUUAACAAUCCCCAUCUUCCUAACGAUCUUCUUUUUCACCUGCGGCAUCCCAAUCUUCUGGCCCCUCCUAGUCCCCUACUUAGUCUACAUCUCGCUCUUCUCCACAGCAGCAACAUCCGGCGAGCUAAAAGGCCGCAGCCAAUUCCUGCGCUCACUCCCAAUCUUCAAACUCUACGCUUCCUACUUCCCCGCCCGUCUCCACCGCGAAGAGGAACUGCCCCCGACAAAGAAGUAUAUUUUCGGAUAUCACCCGCACGGGAUUCUCUCACAUGGCGCAUUCGCCGCGUUUGGAACUGAGGCAUUGGGAUUCUCGAAGUUGUUCCCGGGAAUUACGAAUUCGCUGUUGACGCUUGAUGCUAAUUUCCGGAUUCCAUUUUACCGUGAGUAUGCGCUUGGCUUGGGGAUAGCGAGUGUGUCGCGGGAAUCCUGUGAGAAUAUUCUUACGAAGGGUGGUUCGGAUGGAGAGGGAAUGGGGAGGGCCAUUACUAUUGUCGUCGGUGGUGCGCGGGAAUCACUCAAUGCGCAGCCUCACUCGCUGCGGCUUGUGUUGAAACGGAGGAAGGGGUUUAUCAAGCUUGCUAUCCGGACUGGGGCGGAUCUCGUUCCUGUUUUGUCUUUCGGGGAGAAUGAUAUCUACGAGCAGAUUCAUUCUGAUGAGCAUCCGCUUAUUCAUAAGCUGCAGAUGUUUGUUAAGCGGACUAUGGGCUUUACUAUUCCACUGUUCCAUGCCCGUGGUGUGUUCAAUUAUGAUGUGGGUUUGAUGCCUUAUCGCCAUCCGCUUAAUAUUGUUGUUGGACGGCCGAUUUCUGUUAUGCAGCAGCAGAAUCGGGACAAGAUUGACGAUCAGUAUAUUGAUGAGUUGCAUUCGAGAUAUGUACAGGAAUUGAUGCGGUUGUGGGAUCAGUACAAGGAUGUUUAUGCUAAGGAACGGGAGGGUGAGCUGGAGAUUGGCUCGUGA
Molecule: messenger RNA, 1110 nt
Organism: Penicillium canescens
Lineage: Eukaryota; Fungi; Ascomycota; Eurotiomycetes; Eurotiales; Aspergillaceae
Exons: 2
Coding region: 1-1110 (369 amino acids)
Biological process (GO): triglyceride biosynthetic process
Cellular component (GO): endoplasmic reticulum membrane
Molecular function (GO): diacylglycerol O-acyltransferase activity
Source: RefSeq, a predicted model, not a curated record